GGCUGCGCGGGCGCCGCAGUCGCAGUCCCGGCGCCGCCGCUCGCGCACGCUCUCGCUCCGCGCACGCGCACUACGUGACCAGUGAAAGUUCGCUCUUCGGUUGUUUUGUUUGUUCGUUGCGCCAGUGCACCAGAGAAAGGAGGCCGGCCCUAGCCGCGGCCUUAACCCGUUUUUCAACGAAAGAAAGUUAAAGCAUAUAAGAUAGAACUCGUGCCGUGGAUUUCAUUCUCAGUGUUUCGGACUGUACAAUGGUGGAGCCGUGAUCCAAGUGCGGGCUACAGCAAGUGAAGUUAAAGACAAUAAAAAACAAGUGAUAUUGAAUCAGCAAUGAUGAGCAACGAGCCGACGCUGACGGAGUCGCCGGUGCCGCUGGCGCUGGCGCGGCUGCAGGGGCGCGGCGGCGGCGGGCGGCUGCGCGCGCACCGGCCCAGCCUGCCGCUCGCCAGCCUGCAGGAGGCUGCGGACGAGACGCCGCGCCGCUUCAGCGACGAGCUGCUGCCCGACGCCGCACCCGACACCGACGACGACGAGGCCUUCGAGGACGCCGCCGCCUCGCCCGCCAGCCAGCGCCGCGCCUCCGACGCCGCCUUCGCCGAGCGUUACAGGAAGCUCAAUGACUUCGACGGGCCCCCGCCCGAGGUGCCGCGGCGCGCGUCGCUGGCCGUGCCGCCGGCGGGGGACGCCCUGCGCGCCGACAAGGGCCGGCGCCGCUCCUGGGCCGCCAAGCUGCAGCUGGAGCGCAAGAAGCGCCGCACGUCGGGCGGCGACACGGACGAGGAGGACCCCGCGCCCUACGCGCGCCAGAAGCGCCCCUCCUGGUGGAACGUGUUCGUGCCCGACAACGUCCUCAAGAGCAGGUCUAGGCGCGCCUCGCAGCAGCUGUCCCGGAGUGCGGAGAGCAUCGACCACGCGUACAAGAGGUCUAAGAGCCGCUCGGUGGACCACGGGUUCGCGGCGCCGUUCGACCUGGACGCGCUGCGCUCCAAGGUCGAGGGGAGAUUCGACGCCGUGCACAGAGGAGAUGACGAUGACCAAAUCAAGAGAUUGCCCCCACCACCGCCAAUUAAGACAAAGACUUACACGGUUCGCGACCGAGAGACGUUGACCUCCCUGGCGGCGCGCUUCGACACCACCCCCUCGGAGCUGACGAAGCUGAACCGGCUCGCCACGCAGUUCAUCUUCCCCGGACAGACCCUGCUCGUGCCGGAUAAGAGGAAAGAUGGCGACAAGGACGCGGACGGGAGGUCGGACAGCGGCGACAACACCUCGGAGUCCACGCAGGGCGCCCCCAGCGAGCCCGCCAAUGAAAAAGAGAUCCUGGAGAGCCUGCGCCCGUCGUCGCCCGAGGCUCCCUCGAGCAGCGCCGGCCCGCAGCGCUUCCUCAAGAUCAACGUGCGCCACAUCACUGAUGGACAGGGCGUGGUAUCGGGCGUCCUGCUCGUGACCCCGAACGCGGUGAUGUUCGACCCGAACGUGUCGGACACGCUGGUGAUGGAGCACGGGCCCGAGUCGUACGGCGUGAUCGCGCCCAUGGAGUACGUGGUCAACGCCGCCAUCUUCUACGACAUCGCGCACAUGCGCACGCACCCGCCGCACCACAACGCGCAGAAAGCUGAAAAUGCCGAGAUCUACUACAUGAAUAAACCUGAGCUAUCCCCUGGCAAAGACUCACUUCUAGUCAAAGACGAGACAUUCCCCGAGCUUCAAUCAGCCACACUCGAGACGGGCGAGGGCGAGGAGCGGCCGGGGUCGGGCGAGGACGAGCGCGGGGGCGCCGCCUUCCCCAAGGCCUUCGACCGGGACCUGGUCACGCCGACUGCGCUGCAGCAACAGUCGGUUGAGGAUCGACGGAAAUCACUGCUGGACCACCACUGGGCCAUUCCCAGCAAGGACAGGAACUCCAUUGAUCAAACAAGCGAGGUAUCAUCCACCGCAGACGUAGCCAAAGACGAGAGCAUAGACGGCUCGUCAGCUCACGAGCGCGCCGAGAGUACUGAGGGCGGGGACGCUCCGGAGGAGCCCCCGGCAGCCGACGAUGGCGCGCAGCACCUAGUGAAGCUGUCCUACCACGACUCUGGCAUCGAUAUUAGGGACCCCGUGUUGCACGUUACACCGGCUCAACAGAAGAAGGACAACUAUUUCCACCAUCACUACCACGAUUAUUACCAUGAGAUCUCCACUAUUUACGAGUCCCGGGAGCCCUCGGCCUCGGAAGACUGCGUGUGUGCCUACGAGUGUGACGUCACGUUCGAGAAGAAGUUUCUAGAACGAUUCCGCGGUCAUAGACCCAGUGACGUGUCGACUGUAACUGAUGAGGUGUACAGCGACGCCGACAUCGUGCUGUCAGCUGAUUGGGUGCCGCCGGUGUGCCUCCCCCGCGCCGAGCCGCCCCUCUCCGCACCCCCGCUGGGGGAGAACGAGAGGGUGCCGCGCAAAGCGAACGUCUCUUUCUCACUCGACGGAUCCAACGCACAGCCGCCGGCUAAGGAGGAGGUCGGCAAGCCGGAUAAGAAGAAUAAGAUGCUAAAGCGCCUCUCCUACCCGCUAUCCUGGGUGGAAGGCCUGACCGGGGAGGGCGCGGCGGGCGCGGGGCAGGGCUCGCAGGGCGACUCGCUGCCCACCUCGGCCGACAGCCACAACUCUACCAGCGUAUUCUCAAAGGUCUUCAACAGUUCCCCAAUGAACCUAGUGGAGUUCGGUACAGGACUGUUUCUAAGUAAAACUCCGUCGGAGGAGGCGCCUCAAGACGUUUUCUCUGCCUCGGGACGCAGUUCCCUCGGCGGGUUCGGGCGCUCCAACACCAAGAGCACUUCUUCAUCCAGCUCGGCCACGCAGCCCCGUCUGGACUACCGCAGCAUGGUGUCUGUGGAUGAUAUGCCUGACCUCUUCGCGUCGUUUGAUAAGUUAAUACCGCGUCCAGCAAGGCCGAGCGACGACCCGCCACUGUACCUGCGCCUGCGCAUGGGCAAGCCGGCCGGCCGCCCGCUGCCGCGCACCACGCCGCUCAUGAGCUACGGCCGCAAGCGCAUGAAGCCCGAGUACUGGUUUGGGGUACCGCGUAACCGCGUGGACGACCUCUUCAAGUUCCUGACGCACUGGGUGCCGGACCGGUACGGGCCGCUGGGCGACGUGGCGGCGCAGGGCUACGAGCUCAUCGACUCCGACACGGAGUGGGACGACGACGAGCCGCGCGCCGGGCAGAAGGGCGAACGCGCCAACAGCUCCGGAGACGUGACCGAGCUCACCAAGGAGUCAUGGGAGCUGUUGAAGGCGCCCUACGUGAAAAUCUAUUCGAUAAUGAAGAGCCAAGCGGAGGCGCUCGGGGACUCCCUGGGCGAGGAGCCGCAGCCCGAGGUGUUGUCGAUGAGCGAUGAGCUGCGGCGCGCGCUCUACUCGUCUGGGGCCUCGGUGGACAUGGAGUUCUGUCCGCCAGACCUCAUAGGCACCUCCGAGAUAUUCACGCUGGAGCACAGAGAGAAGCUAUGCGGCGUGCUACCGGCGCGCGCGCAGGGCUACAUGUGGUCGCUGGCCUUCAGCACCAGCCAGCACGGCUUCUCGCUCGCCUCCAUGUACCGCAAGAUGCAGCGGGUCGACACGCCCGUGCUGCUCGUCAUACAGGACACCGACAACAACGUAUUCGGCGCCCUAACCUCGUGCGCGCUGCACCCUUCAGAGCACUUCUACGGCACCGGCGAGUCCUUCGUGUUCUCCUUCCAGCGGGUGGAGCCGGCCGCGGGCGAGACACCCAAGGUCUCACCUGUCGAGGAGAAACCCAAGGAGGUGGAGGGUAAAGAGGAGGAGGCCAAGGAGGAUAAGGAGGAAGAGAAAGAAGAGCCACCAGCACCGAAGCCAGUGAAGACCAAGUUCAAGUACUGGGGCUGGACCGGGGAGAACAUGUACUUCAUCCGCGGGAACAACGACAACAUAUCUAUCGGCGCCGGAGACGGCAAGUUCGGUCUGUGGCUGGACGGCGACCUGUACCUGGGCCGCACGCAGGCCUGCGACACGUACGGCAACGAGCCGCUCUCCACGCGAGAGGACUUCAUCGUCAAGAUCAUGGAGUGCUGGACCUUCAUCUGAAUCACCCCCCCCUGCCACCUAUACCUACCACUUAUAGUCACCUUCUCUACGACCGAGGGAGUUUUCUACUUUACGCUGUGACUUGAGCUCCUAGUCAUACGUUUAACCCGACCAAUGUUUUCACCCUUGUCGAAUUUAGAGAAGGCUGUAGCGCGCGCGCGCCGCCGCGCCAGGCAAGUGCGUUAUACUAGUCAAUUGUCAUUCGUGAGUACCACGGGGAGCGGCCUCGGACGCCCCGCUAACGAUUACAUGUCAAUUCAAACAAUUACUACUGUGCGUUGUUGUAUAAGAAAAUUUAAAUAUAUUGAAGAAAAAUAUUUGUAAUAAAAAAAAAACUGUGUAUAAUGUUAUGUAGAAAUUUAUCUAACAGAUCAAUCAUUACAUGUGUUAGCGCCGUAUUAUUGGUGUUAUUAUUAACGAUUGAAUAGAUAUUGAAGUUAAUAGGUGCCGUAAACGGAAUAUCCAUAUCUUGUCGGAGGCCCCUCGGCGGCCGCAGCCCCGGCCCGCCCGGCGCCCGUGGGAGACCCUGCGACAGUAUUAUUGUACUAUGUUUGAAGUAUAAAUACUCAACUUUAUUACUGCUUACAAAUAAUACUUUUAUGUGACUUCGCGAAGCAGAGCUCUUCCUACGGGGCCCAGGCGUUUACUUGUAGUGGUUUUUGUAUAAUGAUUUGUCGUGUAUGAUUGUGUUGAGUCAUAAUGUUAAGUUAGUGGACGUAUGUUACACUUUCACUGUGAUUUGAGUUAAUAUGGUUGCAUUUUGUUGUAUAGUGAAGUUUCGUUAGUUAGCCGGUCUGACUAUAAGCUUAUUUCGUGCCGUGUACGCACCAUAGACUAGCGAGGAUUGUAAGUUUUGUUUAUUGAUUAAAUUAAGGAAUAUUUAAAUUAUUUUUGAUGUAACGCUUCAAUACAGAGAGUAGCCAAUAUUUAAUAUUAAAAAUAGUGGAGAAGUUUUAAAUAUAUAUCUUAGAAAGCUUGAUGAGUGUAAUCGUCACUGUGCUUAGUAAUUGUGUCACUUAGUGUGAUGUGCCGAGUCACCAGGACGGAUCAGACGGAGGAUGAAGUACAUGUUGAGAGCUUCUGAAGCUCGGAGCUGUGAGGUUGAUUUUUGUUCUGGAACUUCAACUAGUGGUUAACUGAAUGUGUAUAAUCUUAUGUUCCAUAUAAAUGUAUUCUCUUAGCCGAAGCCAAAUUGAAAGUUCCGAUAGUGUAAAAAUUGAGAUUAAUGGAGGCAUUUGGCCAAACCACUCGUUGAGCUGACCCGGUGGGCCGCGGCGUCCGCGCCACUGUAUUAGACAUACCUACUUACACUGUUACAUAUAGAUUGAGUGCAACAUAAAUGUAUUACCGCAGGACUUAGGUUUAUAUAAACUAUAUCGGCAUAAUUAAUUAUUGUUACAAAUUUAUGAUAUCACUAGCGUUGUUGAGUAGCAUUGAGAAAUUUAAUGAACCUAUUAUUUAUUAUUCACUAUCAUUUUAUUGGUGAAUUAAUGUCUAAGUUGUUAAAAUGUCAUCAAGCCAUAAUAAUUGAAAAAUAUAUUAUUUUGAGAAAA
Molecule: messenger RNA, 5633 nt
Organism: Plutella xylostella (diamondback moth)
Lineage: Eukaryota; Metazoa; Arthropoda; Insecta; Lepidoptera; Plutellidae
Gene: mtd
Product: TLD domain-containing protein mustard
Biological process (GO): response to oxidative stress
Cellular component (GO): nucleus
Source: RefSeq, a predicted model, not a curated record